CCGUCUUCUCUUCUUCACACCCAACACACAAUAGGCAUCAUGGCACCUGGCAAAGCGCCCGCGGGCCACUUCUCGAUCCUCUACUUUGCCGCUGCUUCAACGUUUACGGGCAAGACGAGCGAACACCUGCCUGCGCCAGUCAAGGCGGGCGGCCUGUUUGCUCUGCUCGAGGACAGGUAUCCCGGCAUGAAGGACAAAGUGCUGAGCAGCUGUGCGUUGACGGUCAACCUGGAGUAUAUACAUGUCAACGAGGAAGAUGCAGAGCAGCAGAUUGACGAGGGCGAUGAAGUGGCCAUUAUCCCGCCAGUCAGCUCAGGAUGAAGGAAUGAAAGAAGGGAGCUUUUAAUGCAUGAUGACUGUACGAAUUGCUGCGUGUUUGCAGCCUAGUAGCUAGUAGCUAGUAGCUGAAUGAUGACGACUGCCGU
This is a messenger RNA of Bipolaris sorokiniana ND90Pr, 425 nucleotides long. RefSeq lists its product as uncharacterized. Gene Ontology annotation, biological process: Mo-molybdopterin cofactor biosynthetic process. Gene Ontology annotation, cellular component: cytosol. Lineage: Eukaryota; Fungi; Ascomycota; Dothideomycetes; Pleosporales; Pleosporaceae. The transcript is spliced from 2 exons. Bases 40 to 321 code for a protein of 93 amino acids. The record is from RefSeq and is a predicted model, not a curated record.